AGGUUUUUCCGGCCGCAUCCGUCGCGUAAAGCCUCUAGGCUCGUCGCAGUGGCCGUGCAAGCGACGCAGAGAACGUCUGCUGCGACUUCGUUGCUGGGGCAGCGCCCACGAGCAUCCAUACGCGGCGGGGCAGCACCCCCACUCAAAGCAUGCCGCCGAGGCGACAGCGGCAGCGCAAGGCAGCCACGCCCGCGGCCACAAACGGGGCGCCGCCGCGGCCGGCCGCGCCCAGCAGCGAGGACGAAUUACUGCGACGGGCCAUGGAGGAGUCGCGCCGGACCGCCGCCGCCGCGCCGCUCUCGGAGGACGCCGAGCUGCAGCGCGCCCUCGCCAUGUCGGCGCAAUCUUACACGGCGGAGCAGAGCCAGCGCAAGGCCUACGAGCGCUACGCGGCGCCGGCGGGCGCGGUGCGGGCACCGCGACACGCCGCGCCGCCGCAGCCGCCGGCCAGCGCCGACCUGGCACCCCUCCACGCGCUGCGGCAACGGGCCGAGCAGGCCGUGUCCGAACGACGGCAGCGCGAGGCCAAGCUCGCCGAGUUGGCAAGACGGCCGCCGGCCAUCCAAGCCGCGCCCGACGUCGCGCGGCUCAUGGACGAGCUUGGUCUGUCGCACUUCCUGCCGCUACUCCUCGCCGAGGAGGCCGCGGACAUGGAAACGUUGAUAUGUCUGGAAGCAGGAGACCUGAAGGAUCUGCUCCUGCCGCUCGGGGCGCGGACGAAGCUUUUGUAUGCGCUCAAGCACCCGGACUGGCGGCCCAGGUAUAAGUAACAACAGAUUAGCUUAGAUACAGG
This is a messenger RNA of Pelagomonas calceolata, 793 nucleotides long. The record is from the annotation of a GenBank genome assembly. NCBI's taxonomy places the organism in Eukaryota, Pelagophyceae, Pelagomonadales, Pelagomonadaceae.